AUGCCGCGCGAGGAGGUCACCUUGAAGCACGUCUUGGAGAACAUUGGGUCUCUUCUCCCCAUGGGCGUCACCAAGCUCCGACUGUCAGCGCAUCUGCUCUCUGAGGUUCCCGUGUGGCUACCGCAGUUCUGCGAUCUCCAGGUCCUGUUCCUCGAGAACAACUCUUUAGUCGACGUUCACGGUUUGGAGGCUCUCACCGGCCUCAGGUCGCUCUUCCUGGCAGGAAACAAGCUGCCGAGCAUCGACGCGUCGAUCCGCGCCCUGCGGCACCUCACCGUCCUGGACGUCAGGAACAACCGCCUCAAGACCCUCGCCGGCGUCGGCGACCUCCCGCACCUCGCCGUCCUGCAUGCCGCCCAGAAUCAGCUCCAAGCCACCGCGAGCCUCUCGGACCUGCCGUUGUGUACGCACCUGCACGAGCUCGACGUGUCUGACAACAAGCUGCGCUCGCGGCACGACGUCGUGGAGCUGCUCCUGCAGUGCCCCGCGCUGGAGAACCUCUGCCUCGAGGGCAAUCCUCUCUGUCGCGGCGUGGGCGGGGCGCGCGCGGCGCAGGGCGGGACUACGGCGUAUCGCCGCGCGACGGUCGCGACGAUGCCGGGGCUGGUCGCGCUGGACCACCGCGCGAUCAGCAGCACCGAGCGGGCCUUCAGCGAACGCUGGUGGAGCGAGCAGUCCGACGCGCGAGCACGCGAGGCCUCGGAGCACGACGAGUCUGCCAUCGGGGUUUACACCCCCCCCGCCGUGCCGGCGGGGUCCGCGGCGCGUGCGGCCGCGUACCUCGCGUCCGGCAGCUCCGGCCCGCUCCGUGUCGCCCCGCAGACCGCGCCGCGGCCCCCGGUAGCCGCAGCACGGAGCUGUGUGUGGGCGCUUGGCGAUCGCGACGCAUGUGGCGCCGGGGGUGCCGUCCUGCACAGCGCCGCCGCACGCACGUCCGGCGAGCUCGCCAAGCUUCCCGAGGACGACGACUGCGGCGCGGAGGUCGAGCCGCCCGCGCCUGCGUCAGCGGCGGAGGAGCUCCCCGGGGGCGUGUUGGCGCCGCUGUUCGCGCGCCUCGGGCUGCGGGAGCUCGAGGCGUGCAGCCGGACGUGCCGGUGGUGGAGCCACGUGGCGCGGCCGGAGCUGGCGCGCCGGCGCGUGGAGGCGGCCGGGACGGGGUUCGGUGCGGCGAUGGCGGCGUUGCGCAGCGCCUGGCGGGACGUGGCGGAGACGGACUGGGGGAGUGUGGCGAGGGAGCAGGGGGACUUCACGCUGCCGCCGUCGUCGCUCGGGCAGGUCGGGGAGUGCCUCGUGCUGCUCUGGCGGCGGGCAAACGCGGUGCUGCGCGCGCAGGGCUUCCAUCCUGACGAGUGCCCGGACUGCUGCGACGAGGCCGAUGGAGGUGCCGCGGACGACGGAGGAUACAGCAGCCUGUGUGGGGCCGCGGGCAAGGGCGCGGGGGGGGUUGAUUCGGGGGACUUUUCGGCACAAAGCGGCGAACACUCCCCCCGGGAUGUCGACAGCGACGGCUGGUCGCUGCCCGGAGACUCCCCCGCGGCGAGCCCCUCGCGCGCCGUCGGCGACAGCGCCGCGACGGCGGUCGUCGCCCCGCCGCGCCGCGCCCCCGCCGCGUGGCUCGCCCUGCACGGCGGCGGCGGCGCGUGCUACGCGGACCUGAGCGACCCGCCCGGCCAGGGCCUGACCGACCCGCGCAUGGUCGAGGAGGCCCAGCGCCGGCUCGUGCGCGCCGCGGCCGACGCCGCCCCCGCCGUCCUCCCGCCCGCCACGGAGCACGCGCUCAACCUCGAGGAGCUGCGCGACGCUCUGCGGUCGUCGACGCUGCGGCGGCAGGCGUGGCAGGCGGCGACGGACGUCGUGCUGUCGGACGAGCGCUUCCCGUGGCUGCUGCCGUGGGCGCUGCCGCUGCCGCGGAGCCAGCUGACGGCGCUCGAGUGCGCCAUGGGGGUUGACAGCCACGAGGGGGUGUAUAUCAAGGAGGCUGACUCGGCGGAGGCCGCGCGGUGUCUGCCGGCGGCGGGCCUGCUGUGCGACAUGAUCGUGGCGGUGAUCGAGGCCGAGGGCGCGAGGGAGGCGCUGAGAGUUGCCGUGGAGUUUCAUUCGCAGGCCAUGGAGCUGCAGGCGGCGUCGCUGAACCGGCUGGUGGCGGGCGACGUGCCGUGA
Messenger RNA from Pedinophyceae sp. YPF-701, 2160 nucleotides. The record is from the annotation of a GenBank genome assembly. NCBI's taxonomy places the organism in Eukaryota, Viridiplantae, Chlorophyta, Pedinophyceae.